This is a messenger RNA of Symbiodinium necroappetens, 564 nucleotides long. NCBI's taxonomy places the organism in Eukaryota, Dinophyceae, Suessiales, Symbiodiniaceae. The record is from the annotation of a GenBank genome assembly.
AUGGCUCCUGUGGACGUGGGCAGCAUGGGUUACGAUGGCAGCUCUUCAUAUUUCAUCCGGCAGUCGGUGCGGAGCAAUGCGUACCGGGAGGGCUCUGUGCUGGACUUCUACCGAGGAUGGGGCGUGUCGGGGAGCCAGCCGUCGAGGUACUUCGAUGACCUCGCUUCUAUAAACCGUAGCUUGAUCGUGCCUUGUGCACAAACUCGCUUCAUGGCGACAGAAGCAAACCGCAACUAUCUGCGAAUCACAGGUGGGGUCAACGUAUUGUUUUACUGGUGGGUUCCAGAUACUACGUUCUUGGAUCUUGAUCCGGUCGAGAUCGUGUUUCCUCCAUAUGACUUCCGUGCCUACACCAGUGGUGACAAGCGCACUGUGGCUGCAUCGAUGCCAAUAACCAAGAUCGUCAGCCAGGAUUUGGUCACCUUGGCGCCCUCGGUGGAAGACCUCGUGCGGAACUUGCGGCUGGGCCGUAACGAUGUCAUGAACAUGCUGAAGGACAUGCAGGACACCGGAGACUCCUAUGCGACUGUUUCCUGUGACUUGGUCAACGUUAAACAGACUUGA